AUGGCAUCCCAGAAGCAGAGCUACGGAGCUGGUGAAGCCAAGGGCCAAGCUGAGGAAAAGGCUGGCCAGAUGAUGGGCUCAAUAGGGGAGAGGGCCCAAGAAGGAAGGGACAAGGCCCAAGACACAACCCAAGCAACAAGGGACAAGACAUCCGAGACAGGCCAAGCAGCCAAGGACAAAACCCAGGGAGCUACCUACCAAGUCAAAGACAAGGCCGCAGAGAAGGCAGAGGCUGCAAAACAGAGGGCAGAAGAAGCAGCCCGGAAGGCCAGAGAGACAGCCGAGCAUGGCAAAGAGAAAACCAGUGGGGUACUGCAGCAGACUGGAGAACAGAUGAAGCACAUGGCUCAGGGUGCUGCUGAUGCUGUGAAAAGCACUUUUGGGAUGGCCAAGAAUGAUGAGGAGAAAGUUGAAACUGGGCUUUCUGAUAAGAAGGCUGGCACUGGCACUGGAACUUGA
This is a messenger RNA of Prunus armeniaca (apricot), 459 nucleotides long. Lineage: Eukaryota; Viridiplantae; Streptophyta; Magnoliopsida; Rosales; Rosaceae. The record is from the annotation of a GenBank genome assembly.